Drosophila takahashii is the source of this 2087-nucleotide messenger RNA. The record is from RefSeq and is a predicted model, not a curated record. NCBI's taxonomy places the organism in Eukaryota, Metazoa, Arthropoda, Insecta, Diptera, Drosophilidae.
UUUUAAUUUAUGUUUUAUGUUUUUUUGUCAAUUAAGUGUCAAAUAAAAUGCACCACUCCAGCAUGAAGGUGGAUCUGUCCAACUUUUUCAAGGACGAACGUCGGCAGUCGUUGGUUUUUAUCGAUGCAACUUGGCAAAACAUCAAAGACGUCCAGGAUCAUAUUCAAAACCUCUUCAGUUUGAAGGACAUCAGCCUGCUGACCACAGAUGGAUGUUUUCUGCCCCCCAGGGAAUCCAUUAAAGUACUCAAAUCUGCCGAGGGACUAAAGGCCUUUCGGUUCGCCAAUAAUGACAAGGAUGCUUUUGUGAGUCCUGCUCCAGUGAAAUCCAGCAAGAAGCGCAAGAACCGUUCCGCCGAGGAUGAGGUUCUCCUAGACUCCUCCACUCCCCUGCGCCCAUCAAAGCGCUCGAAAAACCAAAACAACACAAAAUGGCUCAAAAUUGAGGGGAAAACAUCUCCUGUGAGAGCGGAGGAACGUGAAGAAGAGGCUCCUGGACCUUCUGUGGAGUCAAAGCGUUCUAAAAAUAAAGGCUCAGCUAAAACGCCUGAAAUUCAGUCAGAAAUUAGUUCUGCGACAUCAGAAGAAGAGCCAACAAAGAAGAAAAAGAGUUCCAAAAACAAGAACCUCCAUAAAUCGUCUGAUGUUCGUGCGGAAACACUUCAUUUAACAACUGAGCUGCAGGAAAAGGGAACCUCUGCUUCAACGAGUACUUCCCGUUGCACUUCUAAGGAGACAAAAAUGUCAAAAAACAAGAGCCUCGCAAAAUCAUCCGAGAUUCAGUCAGAAAAAUCUAUUACCGUAGCGCUGGAGAAAGACGAAGCGGCACAGAACGAAUAUAUUUCAAUUUGUAAACGUUCCAAAGUCAACAGUCCAUUGGAAUCUCCUAAAAUUCCAUCGGAAACAUCUCAUUUAGCACCUUUGGACCAAAUUAAGCAGAGUACCAACACGCUAAAUCGUUCCAAAAACCAGAAUUACCCAAAAUCGCCUAUAAUUUCUACUACUGCGGCGGAUCAGGAAGGGGAAACUUCUCCUCGUCCAUCGAUUUCAUUUCGUUGCCCCCUCUUGGAGCUGGACUCCAAUGUUGCACGCUCAUUCGAAAUUCCAAAAAAGAUAAACGAGGUUAAAAUUCUAGAACAUAUAGUAAUUACACCCAUUAGCAAUCGCUAUACACCGAGAAAAGACAAGGAUAUAGCCAAGCCAGUGGCAGUCAAUGGCAAAAAAUCAUCCACUUUGAUGUUAGAACCAGAAUCCACACAAGAAGUUAAUGUGCCAGAAAAACUACGCGAAACAUCCCUACCUGUUCAGGCGGAAGCGAGUCUUCUAGAAGACUCGGUAGCUGAAGCAACUCUGCCUGAAGAUAAAACUGAAACAACUCUUCAAGAGGACAUAGCAGAAGCUGAAACUACUCGUCCGGAGGAAAUAGCAGAAGCUGAACCCUCUUUUCCAGGCGAUUCGACUGAAACUGAACCUAUUCUAAUGAAGCUGAAUCAAUUCUACCAGAUGAAACAAAUGAAGUGGAUACAAGUCUUCCAGCAGACACAUCCCAAAGCCGAAAACCCUCUGGCAGAAGCUGAGAUAUCAGAGAUUAAAAAUGAAGUGGAAUCUGAUGAUAGAAAACUCCCACCAGUGCGUAUUUGUGCCGAAAAUGUAAUCUCGGAUUCUGAUGACGACGUGAUGGUCGUAGAUGACUCGAAUAUGGAUGAAUCAGACUCGGAUUCUGAUGUGGAGGCGGUUCCAGUCCCGAAAGAUAGAAACACCUUAGAUAUUAUCAGAGACCUGCUGCGGAGUGCAACUCCUCUGAGCAAUCUGCCUACCAGAGGCGAUACGGUUCUGUUUAAGCUGCUAAAAACCAAGGGAAUCGCGAGUUCCGGGACAACCGAGUUUAUUGCCGGGAACUGCACCUACGUCAACCGCCGUACCAAAACAAUUACAGUGGAGACCAUCACAUGUCCCUCUGGAAUCGGACGUAUUAUGAGACAAUAUUAUGUAAGCGGUUUAGACGAAUCCACUGAAGAAGUGCGCUCUUUAAGCGUUCAGCUUAAGGACAUGAUAGAGGCCAAAAUCAUUGUAGCCACAAUCGACUGA